UGAGGUUCAAAUUGGCGCCAAUUUUCCCUCGCUGUGCUCUUCCCGCAACAGUUUGUUGUAUUUGUGUUUGGUGUUUCUCAUUGAGCGUUUACAUAUUAUAAGUUUCAUCUACAAUCCAAAAUGGCAAGAAGAGAUUAUGAUAAAGACAAAGAGUCUCUCAAAACUUUUUUCAUGGAGUUCUGCGUCCAAGACGAGGACGGUACCAAGAACUUCAAAUAUUCCAAUCAACUUACAAAACUCGCACACAGAGAACAAGUUGCUCUGUAUGUUGAAUUAGAUGAUGUGAAUGAAUUUGAUGAUGAUCUGGCUGAUGCUAUUAUACAAAACACCAGGCGGUACACCAACAUUGCUUCUGAUGUGGUGUAUGAAAUUCUACCCACCUUCGUACAAAAGGAUGUUGUAGCCAAAGAUGCUCUGGAUGUUUACAUUGAACACAGAUUAAUGAUGGAACAAAGGUUGAGACAGACCAAUGAACAAAGGGACCCCAGAAACAAAUUCCCACAAGAACUCAUGAGGAGAUUUGAAAUCUACUUCAAAGACAUGUCCACAAGUAAAACAGUACCAAUUCGUGAAGUAAAGGCUGAACACAUCGGCAAAUUGGUGACCGUCAGGGGCAUAGUGACCCGCAGCACUGAAGUCAAACCGAUGAUGAGCGUCGCCACCUAUACGUGCGACCAAUGCGGCGCCGAAACCUACCAGCCCAUCAAUUCCCUCAGCUUCAUGCCCAUCGUGACGUGUCCCAGUGACGACUGUCGCGUCAAUAAAUCCGGGGGCAGACUGUACUUGCAGACCCGCGGAUCCAAAUUCGUCAAGUUCCAAGAAGUUAAAAUCCAGGAGCACAGUGAUCAAGUUCCGGUGGGACACAUUCCGAGGACGUUGACGGUCUUCUGUCGAGGCGAAAAUACGAGAUUUGCGUUGCCUGGAGAUCACAUCGCCGUGACUGGUAUAUUUUUACCGUUGAUCAGACAAGGUUUCCAACAAAUUGCUGGUGGGCUUCUAUCUGAAACUUACCUGGAGGCGCACAGGGUGAUAUCACUGAACAAAACAACCGAGGAUGAGAGUAUGUCCAAGCAGCUUACACCAGAAGAACUGGCCGUACUCGCCGAAGACGACUUCUACACCAGACUAGCAACGUCCCUGGCUCCUGAGAUUUACGGCCACGUCGAUGUGAAGAAAGCUCUGCUACUUCUACUGGUGGGUGGUGUCGACAGACGCCCCGACGGCAUGAAAAUCCGUGGCAACAUUAAUAUUUGUCUUAUGGGAGAUCCUGGUGUUGCCAAGUCCCAACUUUUGGGCUACAUCGAUCGUCUGGCACCCAGGUCACAGUACACAACUGGCAGGGGUUCUUCCGGAGUCGGUUUAACCGCUGCGGUUAUGAAGGACCCACUUACCGGCGAAAUGAUGCUGGAGGGUGGCGCCUUAGUUUUGGCUGAUCAGGGCGUCUGCUGCAUUGACGAGUUCGAUAAAAUGGCUGAUGCUGACAGGACGGCCAUUCACGAGGUGAUGGAACAACAAACCAUCAGUAUUGCAAAGGCGGGAAUAAUGACUUGUUUGAACGCAAGAGUGUCAAUUUUGGCUGCCGCCAAUCCGGCUUACGGUCGCUACAACCCCAAAAGGACCAUAGAACAAAACAUUCAACUUCCCGCAGCUCUUUUGUCUCGUUUCGACUUGCUGUGGCUCAUUCAAGACAAGGCUGACAGAGACAAUGAUCUUAGACUUGCCAAGCAUAUUACUUAUGUGCACCAGCACUGCAAACAACCACCCACUCAAAGCAACCCAUUGGACAUGUCAGUUAUGGCUAAGUACAUAGCUUUGUGCAAGAAAAGAGACCCAAUCAUUCCAGAAGAUUUAACCGACUACAUCGUCAAUGCCUACGUUGAAUUAAGGAAGGAGGCACGUAAUUCUACCGACAUGACGUUCACUUCAGCCAGAAACUUACUGGGAAUUUUACGUCUUUCCACCGCCCUGGCGAGACUUCGUCUCUCCAACACCGUGGACAAAAACGACGUGAACGAAGCCAUCCGUCUGAUGGAAAUGAGCAAAGACUCGCUCAACCAGAGGUUCGAGAACGCCGGCGUCAGACCGCCAAGCGUACAAGAUAAAAUCUUCGCCCUUAUCAGAGAAUUGGCGGGAGACAGUAAGACUGUUAAGAUUGCUGAUGUUAUCGAGAAGUGCGCCAGUAAAGGCUACAAUCCGGAUCAAGUUGAUUCUUGCAUUGAGGAAUAUGAAGAGUUGAAUGUCUGGCAAGUGAAUCAGACUAGAUCCAAGCUUACGUUUAUUUAAGUUGUGUGUCAUUUUUUAUUUGUUUUUACAUCACUGCAUGUUUUCAUUGUCAAUAAAAUCAUCCCCUUUUUUAUAAAA
Messenger RNA from Aethina tumida (small hive beetle), 2361 nucleotides. RefSeq names its product DNA replication licensing factor Mcm7 (gene Mcm7). Gene Ontology annotation, biological process: DNA replication initiation; DNA strand elongation involved in DNA replication; double-strand break repair via break-induced replication. Gene Ontology annotation, cellular component: nucleus; MCM complex. The transcript is spliced from 7 exons. The record is from RefSeq and is a predicted model, not a curated record. NCBI's taxonomy places the organism in Eukaryota, Metazoa, Arthropoda, Insecta, Coleoptera, Nitidulidae. The coding region runs from base 121 to 2283 and encodes 720 amino acids. Gene Ontology annotation, molecular function: ATP hydrolysis activity; ATP binding; single-stranded DNA helicase activity.